AUGGAAUCAACAACAACUCUGGCUUAUAUGGCGGCAGCCACUCCUCUGGCAAUGGACACCCAGUCAUCCAUGUCUAGCUACCUUUGGCUGCUUGUCUUAGGCUUCGUCAUUGCCUUCAUUCUGGCAUUUUCAGUGGGUGCCAAUGAUGUGGCUAACUCCUUUGGGACAGCUGUGGGCUCUGGGGUCGUUACCUUGAAGCAGGCUUGUAUUCUGGCUACAAUAUUUGAAACAAUUGGCUCCAUGCUGCUCGGUGCAAAAGUCAGUGAGACCAUUCGCCAGGGUAUCAUCGAUGUCCGCAUGUACAAUGGGUCAGAACCUGUGCUGAUGGCAGGCUCCAUCAGUGCCAUGUUCGGCUCAGCUGUAUGGCAGUUGUUUGCUUCUUUUCUGAAGCUCCCUAUAUCUGGAACACACUGCAUUGUGGGAGCUACCAUUGGUUUUUCCUUGAUAGUCAAUGGUCAUCAUGGAGUGAAGUGGCUGGAGCUUGUCAGGAUUGUGACAUCAUGGUUCCUUUCUCCUCUUCUCUCCGGAAUUAUGUCUGCUGUUCUGUUUUACUUUGUUCGUAAGUUCAUUUUAAACAAGGACAAUCCUCUGCCUAAUGGCCUGAAGGCCCUACCCGUCUUCUAUGCUGUUACCAUGGGAAUAAACCUCUUCUCCAUCAUGUUUACUGGUGCUCCAAUGCUGGGGUUUGACAGAAUUCCCUGGUGGGGCACACUACUCAUCUCAUUCGCCUUUGCUUUCCUCACAGCCAUUGUGGUAUGGUUUACUGUCUGUCCACACCUCAGGAAGAAGAUUGAGAAGAUGAUCAAGUCCAGUCCCUCUGAGGGUCUACUGAUGCAGAAGAACACCCUGAAUGCUGUGUCUGAUGAGCCACAUAUUGCAACCUAUUUCCCUGUACAGCUACCUCCUCCUGAGGAUGGAAAAAUUACUUUUGACAUUGGAGAGACUGAGGAUGUGGAUGAUAAGGACAGCAAAGACUUGGAUGUCCACAGCAAGGACCAGGUCCAGUUCAGCAAUAGUAAUGAACUUCCCACCCAAUACCACACCGUCCAUAAGGACUCCGGCCUGUACAAAGACUUGCUGCACAAGUUGCACCUGGCCAAGGUGGGUGACUGCAUGGGUGAGGGAGACCGAGCCAUCCGCCGCAACAACAGCUACACUUCGUACACCUUGACUAUCACUGGCAUGCACAAUGACUUCAAGCUGAUGGAUGGAGAUCUCAAGCCUGGUGAGGAUGGAGAUAAGGAGAGGAAGCAAAUGUGUGCAGACAAUUAUACCAGGUACUUCAGCACAGUGACUGACAGUAGGCCACUGGAUGAUGGUGAGGUGGUGAUGGAUGCAAGUCAUGAAACUAGCAGUGAGCUUUCACUGGAAGAGGAUGCGUUGGAGAUCGACCGGCCAGAAGUCUCUCUACUCUUUCAGUUCCUUCAGAUCCUCACUGCCUGUUUUGGUUCCUUUGCUCAUGGAGGCAAUGACGUCAGUAAUGCUAUUGGACCCCUGAUAGCCCUCUGGCUGGUGUACGACACAGGGAAGGUGAUCUCUAAUACUCCCACACCCAUCUGGCUGCUGCUGUAUGGAGGAAUAGGCAUCUGUGCUGGGCUCUGGGUUUGGGGACGCAGGGUCAUUCAGACUAUGGGCAAGGACCUGACCCCCAUCACUCCUUCCAGCGGUUUCAGCAUUGAACUGGCCUCGGCAGUGACAGUGGUUAUUGCCUCCAACAUUGGCCUUCCUGUCAGCACCACUCAUUGCAAGGUGGGUUCAGUCGUGGCUGUCGGCUGGUUGCGCUCCAAGAAGGCAGUUGACUGGCUUCUGUUCCGCAACAUCUUUAUAGCUUGGUUUGUGACAGUACCUAUUUCUGGUGUCAUCAGUGCUGCCAUUAUGUCCCUUUUCUACUAUGUCAUUAUUUGA
Messenger RNA from Conger conger (European conger), 1905 nucleotides. Its product is annotated as sodium-dependent phosphate transporter 1-B-like. The coding region runs from base 1 to 1905 and encodes 634 amino acids. NCBI's taxonomy places the organism in Eukaryota, Metazoa, Chordata, Actinopteri, Anguilliformes, Congridae. Gene Ontology annotation, cellular component: membrane. Gene Ontology annotation, biological process: phosphate ion transmembrane transport. Gene Ontology annotation, molecular function: phosphate transmembrane transporter activity. The transcript has 10 exons. The record is from RefSeq and is a predicted model, not a curated record.